This is a messenger RNA of Mucor velutinosus, 1095 nucleotides long. It is a transcript of the gene RAB11D, whose product is annotated as Ras- protein Rab11D. The record is from RefSeq and is a predicted model, not a curated record. The transcript has 6 exons. Gene Ontology annotation, molecular function: UDP-N-acetylglucosamine transmembrane transporter activity. Gene Ontology annotation, biological process: transmembrane transport. NCBI's taxonomy places the organism in Eukaryota, Fungi, Mucoromycota, Mucoromycetes, Mucorales, Mucoraceae. Gene Ontology annotation, cellular component: endoplasmic reticulum membrane; Golgi membrane. The coding region runs from base 1 to 1095 and encodes 364 amino acids.
AUGAUUGCUUCUGAUAUGCCAAUGAUCUUGGCUCUUAUAUUUGGAGGCUGCUGCAGUAACGUGUUUGCCUUGGAAAUCCUCGUAACCGAUGCACCAAAGAGCGGUCAAUUAAUUACAUUUGGCCAGUUUUUGUUUGUGGCAGUAGAGGGCUUAAGAAACCAGAUCACUUGGGGCACCUAUGGCCCAAAAUUAAAGCCUACAGUGGUUCCACUCUCAAACUGGUUCUUUUUGGUCACUGUCUUCUUUAUCGUGUCUCUGUUGAACAAUUUAGCAUUGGGAUACAACAUCUCCAUGCCAUUGCACAUCAUCUUUAGAAGUGGAGGAUUGAUUGUCAAUAUGAUCUUGGGUGCAUUGAUUUUGAAAAAAAGAUACUCGCUAGGCCAGAUUACGGGUGUAUUAUUUGUCACUGCUGGUGUUAUUUGGGCAACCUUGGAUAAUGCGAAUACACAUACUGAGAAUAAUCCUGGUAGCACAACAGAAUUCCUUACAGGCAUCUUUCUCUUGUCAAUUGCUAUGAUCUUGUCGGCUGGUAUGGGCUUAUUCCAAGAAGUGACAUAUAAAAAGUAUGGCAAGCAAUGGAGAGAGGGUCUAUUUUAUACCCAUUUCCUUGCUCUUCCCUUCUUUUUGUUCUUUUACAAGGACUUGUCAAACCAAAUUGUCGCCUACAACAAAUCGCCGCUGAUGCCAAUCCCUGCUCUGAUGGAACAAGUGCCAUUCUUGGGCUCUGUCAACGAGAUGAUCCCUGCUGCGCUUUUAAGCAUGCUUCAAUCCAUCCAAAUGCGUAAAUUAUGGGCCUUCUUGCUGAUGAACAUGCUCACACAGUAUGUUUGCAUUGCUGGCGUCAACCGAAUGACUUCUGUAGCUACUUCCUUGACUCUGAAUUUGGUAUUGAACCUGAGAAAGUUCACUUCGUUGAUCUUCUCCAUCAUCUACUUUGACAAUCAUUUUGGAUUUGGAGCAAAAAUGGGAUCGCUGCUUGUGUUUUUAGGUACAUUGAUCUAUACUCGUGCAGGCCUUCAGUCCACUCCAAAGCAGCCGCAACAACCUACCACAGCUGCUGUUGCUUCUUUGGAUGAAAAGAAGAAGAAGCUUUAG